AUGGAAAACAGAUUCGUCGACACAAGUGAUACUCUCUAUGGAGACGAAAGUACCAGUCCGAUCUACGGUUAUCAAGACCAAGUUAUCACAACAUUGGAAGAAGCUAUUCAAGGCAUCAGACAUGAAAUCCUUCGAAUCGAUGAUUACGUAAGGCAAGCAAAGAAAAAAUACAAGAGACCAUGUCUAUUAACAGAGGAUGAGUUUGCAACCAUCUAUCUUUAUACAAUGACCAGCUCAGGUUUUUCUUCAAGGCUAAACGGUCGUCUUCGAGCCAUGGAGAAAGAACCGUUAAAACCAUGGUUUCCAUACUUAAAGUUCUUCAUCACGGCUCUCAAUAAGCUACCUUCGUUCAAAGGUAUUGUGUGGCGUGGUGUAUCGAAGAAAGAAGAUUACAAUCUUGGCAAUAUUGCCUGCCAAACUCGGUGGGAUAUAACUUCUACUACGAAGGACCUCAAGGUUAGCGAAUUAUUUUUCGGUGAAGCUGGCAUUUUAUAUGUUAUCAAAGCCGUAAAUGGCAAAGAUAUUUCAAAAUAUUCAGCCAAUCCUGAUGAAAAAGAGGUGGUACUCAUGCCAGGUACACGAAUACUGCUCGAAACUGAACCAUUUGUAAUCAACAACGAAUCAUUCAUAUACUCAUUCGAAGAAUGUACGAGUAUUCCACAAGGCAAACAUGUCAUGUUGUCUUACGAGAACAAUGACAAAGCUGUUGUUUUGCAAAUAUAUCAAUAUCUGCAUAAUAGGUCGAUACCAGUUUGGUUCGAUGAAAAUAUAUCGAAUAAUAAUAUUUAUGACAGCCUUGCAAUUGGAGUAGAAAAUGCAGCAUUCGUCGUAUGUUUCCUCAGUCCAGAAUACGAAAGCUCAGCACGCUCUCAAAUAGAACUCCAAUAUGCGCAAAAGCGUCAUAAGAAGAUCAUUCCGUGUCUAACUAAAACAGAAGAAACUUGGAGAUCGAUCCGUUGGCUGAGUCCUAUUCUGGAGGGAGUGAAACAAGAAGAUUUUCGGCAUUUCUCACCCUCGGAUGAUAUUGAUUCUGAAAUGGAUUAUUUAUUGUGGACACUUCAAAAAAUGGUAUAUGUACCGGAAGAAAAUUCAGAACGACUCAACAUUCGAUUCGAACUGAUCAAAUAUGAAUAUUUAUGCAACAGUAAAAUAGAACGGUUCAUGAAUCCAGCAGUAACUUUUCCAAUCGACCAGAGUUAUAUCAAUUUGGCUAUCGUAGAAACCAAAGAAACUCGAGAGAAAGAGGAGAAACUUAAAGGAACUCAAAACAUUGGAACAAUUAUUGACACGUACGAAGAUAUAUAUGGCAGUAAGACUCCAAUUAAGGUUAAAGAUAUUUUCGAAAAAUGCAAAGAUCAGAACAAACGCAUAUUAGUAUUUGGUCGCGCUGGUAUUGGAAAGUCAACAUUUUGUCGAUAUGCUGCCUAUCAAUGGGCAACCGGUGCAAUUUGGUCAGAAUAUGAACUGGUUGUGCUCGUUCCUUUACGAUCUCUAACAGGACCAAAGUAUAACGCUAACAAAGAGUAUAAUCUCGUGGACAUCUUGAUAAAUCAAUAUUUUUUCGAUCGAUCUCUAUCAGUUGAGGAGAAGAAUACGUUAGAAAAUAAGAUUCACACAGGUCGAAUCCUGUGGCUACUCGAUGGUUACGAUGAAAUAGUACAGGAAACAUCUUCACAUCUGCAAAACUUACUCGAACAGCUGCUCAAAACUCCACAUCAUAUCGUUACAUCUCGUCCAUAUAUGAAUACUUUAUCGUACUUCGUGCACAUGGAAAUCACAGGUUUCACAGAAGAAAACAUCAAUAACUAUAUCGAGUUGUUCUUCAGCCAGUUAGGAAACGCAUCACACCAAGGUGACAGCUUACUAAACUUUCUGAGAUCGAAACCCAGGAUUUGCGGCAUCGCACAUAUUCCCAUCAAUCUCGAAAUCAUUUGUAGCACUUGGAGCAAUAUUGAUUGGACACAAACAAAAACAGUAACGAUUACAGUACUAUAUGAUAGAUUGACCGAAUGGAUCUGCCGUCGAUACCUCGAGAAACAAAAAAAGAUGUCACCAAUCAAAACUACUCGAAUGGAUAAAACAGAUGUUUAUGACAAAUGUCGCAAGGAGUUAGCGUUCUUGGAGAAACUCGCCUUCCUAGGAAUGGAAAACAAUGUCAUUCUUCUAGGUCCACAAUUACUAAAAGAGGCCCAAAAAGAGAGCGGAUGCAAGUUAAAAGACUGUCCGGACUUAUUCAAUGUUGGGUUACUAAAAUCAUACGACUCAAUUUCAGCUGGCAUCGGAACACGAAUCGAGGCAGAUAAGCACUAUUACUUCGUUCAUCUCAGUUUUCAAGAACACUUUGCUGCACGUUACUUAGCCAAUGCUCUUUCGAGUACUACAAGCGACCAAGCAAUGGAAUUCAUUCGCGAACACAAAUAUAAUCAACGAUAUCAAUUACUCUUUACGUUUUUAUCCGGUUUAUUAAACGAGGACCAAGAAACCAAAUGCAAUCGAGCAUUUUGGGAGGCUGUACUCAAUGCACCUUUGGAUAUCAUCGGCGCGCGACACGUGGCGCUUGUAAUUCAAUGUCUAGAUGAAACAGCGCUACCUCAAACAUUCAUUGAGUCACAACAAUUAAUCGAAAAGAUCACACUCUGGCUCGAAUGCGCUUUAAGUAGCGAAUCGAACCAUUUAUGCAAACUUUUCCAGCAGACACUACGUACAUGUAACGCAAUUUGCAAUGAACCACGAGUACAACACACAAUAGUCCACCUAUUAAACAAUCAACUAUUCACCAACCGAAACAUGGUAUUGUCAUUUAUAUCAAAUAUUCCACUUACCAACCCCAUCAAGCCGCUACUACUAGCACUACGCGAGGCGCUAAGCAGGGACGAUGAUUCCGUGAGACGUUGGGCAUGCGACGCACUUGUUGGUAUGGGUGAAAAGGCAGCGACCAAGGAAGUGAUCAAUGGACUUGCCGAGGCACUCAGGAGCGGUGAUGAUUCGCUGAGACGAAAAGCAUGUGACGCACUUGUUGGUAUGGGUGAAAAAGGAGGGACCAAGGAAGUGAUCAAUGGACUUGUCGAGGCACUCGCGAGCGACGAUGAUGCCGUGAGAAAAAGAGCAUGUGCCGCACUUGGUCGUAUGGGUGAAAAAGGAAGCGCCAAGGAAGUGAUAGAUGGACUUGUCGAGGCAUUCACGAGCGACAAUGAUUCCGUGAGAAGAAGAGCAUGUGACGCACUUGGUCGGAUGGGCGAAGUGGCGGCCACGAGGGAAGGGAGCGGUGGACUUGUCGGGGGA
This is a messenger RNA of Adineta ricciae, 3282 nucleotides long. NCBI's taxonomy places the organism in Eukaryota, Metazoa, Rotifera, Eurotatoria, Adinetida, Adinetidae. The record is from the annotation of a GenBank genome assembly.